Messenger RNA from Melopsittacus undulatus (budgerigar), 3196 nucleotides. RefSeq names its product potassium channel tetramerization domain containing 6 (gene KCTD6). Gene Ontology annotation, molecular function: protein binding. The transcript is spliced from 3 exons. The record is from RefSeq and is a predicted model, not a curated record. NCBI's taxonomy places the organism in Eukaryota, Metazoa, Chordata, Aves, Psittaciformes, Psittaculidae. Gene Ontology annotation, biological process: protein homooligomerization. The coding region runs from base 1769 to 2482 and encodes 237 amino acids.
AAAUGAUGACUUGAGUAUUUUUUCUUCAAAGGUACUUGCUUCUCAUUGUGCAUUUCUAGUUUGGGAUGUGCUUGGCUGCAGCAGCACCUGUAAUGACCAUGUUAAUGCUGUGUAUCUUUUAGCUGCUUACAGAAGCAGUUCAAUGUAAGCAGGACUGUGGUUUCGCACAAUCACUGUACUUCUGCUCUCAGCAAAGAGUGACAUUCCAUUUGGCUUAAAUGGUAUCAGCAGUUUGUCUGUCUGAAUUUCAUCUUGCAUGACUUUCUCUUAUGGUUAUUAAAGGCAGGCUGUGUUUGGGAUAUGGCUGCAUGUCAUCUCUUAUUUGCUCUCUGGACAUGAGUAGCCACGUUAGCGAGGCUGCCCCUGGGUGUGAUGUGGUGUUGUCUGACACAGGGACAGGAGGUGGCCUGAGGCGGUACAUCCCAGGGUACAGAUGGAGUGUCUGCCCACCCUCAUGGAUGCACCAUCAUAUUUCAUUCAGGAAGAAUAUCAAGCAUCACUGGAAAGGUGUACAUCAUGAAGGGUGUACAUCCUUAUCCUUCUGGUGACAUGCUUUGCUAGUACUUACCUCAGGUUGCACCUGAAUAGAGUUAUUUUUGCCUGUGAAGUCUAGAAAUUCAGACCUUUCCAGGCUGAUGAGAGAAGUUGUGAUCACACAAGCAUUUUCAGGUGGCCUGGUAUCAUCUGUUUGCAUCGUGUGCCCUGCUCCAGCACUGGUCUGCGUGUGCCAAAUGAUUCUAGGUCCUUACGCAAAGGUCAGUGAGGUUUCUCAAUGCCACUUCUGUGUCAAGGGUGGGUUUGCUUCAGCAGACUGCUCAUAAAUUAUUGAUUCCAGUGUUACGUAGCAGUGCUGUGAUCAUACCUUCAUACAAACAGCAUCAUACGUUUCUUGCCCUGGUAGUCUUGAUUCAUCUUAGUGUGGAUUUAGAUGCUGACCAAAAUAACGUAACUGAUAGAUGUUGUCUUUGAAAUAUUCUGACUAUAUAAUUGAAGUUAAUUUUAUUAACACUGCAGAUCUUCUCUAUCAUGAUAACUAGGGAAGUUUCUGGGCUGGCUGCAUCAGUUCACUUUCAAGUGAAUGUUGCUUUGACUAUCAGAAGCUUAGACCAAUCCCUUCUAUCAUUUUAAAUGCAUCUAUAUGUUAUGCUGGUGUUGUACUUGACCAGAAUAACACCUUUAAGUCUGGAAUUGAAAAGGCCUGAGCUGCUGAUUAAAGUUAAUGGGCUGUACUUGAAUGACAAUCCCAAAUAAAGAAAACCUGAAUGAAUUCACUUCUUGAUUUGUGAACAGUUUAAAUAACAUAAUUACAGAGGUUGGCAACAGAGCUGGCAUUCCAGGUUUAUCUGCUGUCGGGCUGUGCUUUAAUGUACUUUCUUAAGGCAUGCUCUGUCUCUAAUUUGUAAAAAUGGGAUCCUGGUAUGACUAGUUCUGUAUCUGAGUAUUCCUUAGCCUUCUGUUGUCUCACCUCAUGAUUUUCAUGUAAUGAUUUGGUUUUUUUUUACUCUUUCAUACAUCUGAGGCAUAGCUGAGGCUAUGCUUGUGCUGUCGGCCCCUGAAGGCCUGACCUCCUGGACCCUGUUGUGUCCAGGCUGUGGGACUGGAUGGGAUAACACAGCCCAGAGAGGUGGGAUGUGCAGCCUUGUUCUGUGGUGAAUGAGACCAACCUGGUUUGCUGCAGUGAAAAGGGGAGAUAAGAGGAGGUAAAGCGUAUAUGCUUUCAGCAGCCUUCUGUUAAACUUGGAAUACCAUAGUUCAAGCAAUUGAACAGAUGGAUAAUGGAGACUGGGGAUAUAUGAUGACUGAUCCAGUCACGCUAAAUGUGGGUGGACACAUGUAUACGACAUCCCUCACAACUCUAACGAGAUAUCCUGACUCAAUGCUUGGGGCCAUGUUCAGGGGAGACUUCCCCACUGCCAGGGACUCUCAGGGCAAUUACUUUAUUGACAGAGAUGGACCACUUUUCCGUUAUGUUCUUAACUUUUUAAGGACCUCAGAGCUCACUUUGCCACUGGACUUCAAGGAGUUCGACCUGCUGCGGAAGGAAGCAGACUUCUAUCAGAUUGAACCACUCAUUCAGUGUCUUAAUGACCCCAAACCACUGUAUCCCAUGGAUACCUUUGAGGAGGUGGUGGAACUGUCCAGCACCCGGAAGCUUUCCAAGUACUCCAACCCUGUGGCUGUAAUCAUCACACAGCUCACUAUUACCACAAAAGUCCAUUCAUUACUGGAAGGGAUUUCAAACCACUUCACAAAGUGGAAUAAGCAUAUGAUGGACACCAGGGACUGCCAGGUUUCCUUCACUUUUGGGCCGUGCGAUUACCACCAGGAAGUGUCGCUCAGAGUCCACCUCAUGGAGUAUAUCACAAAGCAAGGCUUCACGAUCAGGAAUACCAGAGUUCAUCAUAUGAGUGAACGGGCCAAUGAGAACACAGUGGAACAUAACUGGACAUUCUGUAGACUGGCAAGGAAAACAGAUGACUGAUUCUGGCUCCCCAGGAGCCACUUCAGUGAUUAGCAACUUCACUGGACAGUAAUCCCAAGAGAGUCUGGGUUUUGACUAAAACGACAGUGUGGGCUUUUUUUUAUACAACUAUUUAUUGUUUCUCAGUAAGGACUGGAGGAGUUUCCUUCUUCAGCAGCUCUGUCCUUUUGUCCUGUUCUGAAAACCGUGCAUGUGCCUGUUCAGUCAAGACACCUUUUUGUUUGAAAGAGGGAGUCUGAAGAAUUAGUCCAAUGGGGUAUUUUAUGUCAUUAACACAAUUCUCUGACUCAAAAGUGCUAAAAUUACCUCUGUUUAAAUGGUUUCUAAUCCAUCUAACGUGGUGACACUGGGAGCAAGAAACAAAAAAGAAUUUAAAAAGCAGCUGGGGAAAAGCUGCUAUCAUGUAGUCUAAUUUAGUUUCUAAAUAAACAAACAGUAUUGUAAUGUUCUAGGGAAACAAAUUCCUCCCUUUUAAAAGUACUUGAUAAGUACAGUUUCUUACAGUUAUGACAACUGUUUCUUUCUAUGCAUAUAAAUCAAGCAACCAAAUAUUAUCUGUAGCCAUGGAAAUAUGAUUAGAAAUAUUUAUAUUGGAUUCUAAAUGCAAAAUGUCCCUGUGGUAGAAUUAAUAUUUUUAAUGCCUGGUGCAAUAUUAUUCCCAAGUGUAAUGCCUGCCAGCAAGAAACUAAUAAAAAUGUGAAAUACAGAAUACUA